ACCUUGCCAUGGCUGGGGUGAGCUCAGUGCGGGAGCUCAGUCAUCUUCAACGGGUACGACUUCUAUACAAAACUUGUUUGAAGCUGCAUCGUGGGUUGCCCAUGCAUUUGCGGGCCAUCGGCGAUACGUACGUGCGUGAUGAAUUCAAACGCCACAAAGAAGCUAAUCAGGAGCAAACCCAAGUUUUCAUGGAGGCUUGGUCGAAGUACGCUCUCCAGCUAACACGUCAAAUCGGGCUGAAGGGCCCGCAAACGUCCAAGACGUUGGGGGACAGCCUCCGAGUGGAGGAUUUAGACCAAUUUUCGGGCGAACAAUUAGCCCAAUUGUUUGAAUUAUAUCAAGAGACUAGUAAGCCUAUGACUCCUACCGAUAGUUCGGUGUUCAAAUGAAGACUCCAUCCCCCAACACCCUCUCAGACCACCAGCUAAAAAGGUCUAUUUCCAGCCAAUUUAUAUGUUUAGUUUUUCUUGGGCUAAUUAGAAUACACUCAGAACUGUG
This is a messenger RNA of Tigriopus californicus, 498 nucleotides long. It is a transcript of the gene Sdhaf3, whose product is annotated as succinate dehydrogenase assembly factor 3, mitochondrial-like. Gene Ontology annotation, cellular component: mitochondrion; mitochondrial intermembrane space. Lineage: Eukaryota; Metazoa; Arthropoda; Copepoda; Harpacticoida; Harpacticidae. The record is from RefSeq and is a predicted model, not a curated record. Gene Ontology annotation, biological process: succinate metabolic process; mitochondrial respiratory chain complex II assembly. The coding region runs from base 9 to 389 and encodes 126 amino acids. The transcript has 2 exons.